AUGAGCCUGGCCAGAUUCAGCUUCCCACCCAACCCUGGACCCCCAGGAGGUGGUGUCAAGAGGGGCCAUGGCCUGGGGUGCGGGCCCCUCUUCCUCCCAGAACACUGGCCUGAAUCAGCCAGCUCCUGGCACACACAGCCAGGUCCACAGGCACAACUGUUCCUUGGGGCCCCUGAGGGCGGGGGAUCUGCUGGGGCUGUGGCUUGUAACGUCUGGACCCAGCCCCAGUCCGGGAGGAAGUUCUGCCGGGCGCUCUCCGCCGGUGCCUCCCUGGUUAUAUUGUUGAACAGGAAACCCGGCAGCGCGGGAGUCGCGCGGUCGAGGAGGGAGCGCGGGACGCCGAGCCCACGCGCGCCUGCCGGGGCAAGUGGAGGCGAGGCCGGCGAGCGGACGCCCCGAGGGUCGGGGAAGGAACCGAGGCCGGGUCCCCUUCUUAUCCAGCCCGAGACACUGAGCUCCAGUGGGCGUCCCUGUGCUGGGAAUCCCGCUCGGAGUUUUUCCAGGCCUGGCCGGGCUGCGUCGGGAAAGGCCCUGCUCCGGUUCCGCGCAGCCUCUCCGGCCUCGCCCCUGGAAACCCCGCCCAGGGCGAUGGUAGGGGCCUAACCUGCUGCCACCGCCGGCUCCGCCCACCCAGCCCAUGGGCUCCCUGAGGCCCGCCCAGCCGACGUGAGUGCGCUGCG
Messenger RNA from Mandrillus leucophaeus (drill), 680 nucleotides. RefSeq lists its product as uncharacterized. Lineage: Eukaryota; Metazoa; Chordata; Mammalia; Primates; Cercopithecidae. The transcript has 4 exons. The record is from RefSeq and is a predicted model, not a curated record. Bases 1 to 603 code for a protein of 200 amino acids.